AUGAAGGCAUCACUUGUGGUCGUCUCGGUCGCGCUGCAAAGCGUCGCGGUGACGGCCUUGCCAGUCGCCCUCGCCGGGGAGGAGUUGAGCAUCAGACAGAUCGACGAGCGCUCGCCGGCGACAAACCCAUUCGCGGCGGCUGCUCAGGCAUUUGGUGGAGGAGCAAACAAGCAGGAUGUGCAGAAUGCGGCCAGCUCGUUUGCUGGCGAUGUCGCCAUCGUGUCAUCGUCACUGAAUGGAAUGGGUACUACAACAGACACAAAUCAAAUCCGCACGAUGGCACGGAAGGCAUUCGUCGCCGAGAAAGACGAGGACCAACAUCGCGCGGUGCUUGACGACGCCGCCGGUAGGGACGCGCAGCAGGCGAACAAGAAGAUCGUCGACAAUACCCCUAUCGUUUUGGACGGCCUGCAGUCGAUCAUGCGAAACCCUUCCAUGGCAAACACCAUGAGGCAGCUGUCGAGGGUUGAAAGUUCAAGGAACGCCAAUAUCCUGCCGAGCAUUACGCAGCUGUCUAACGCGGCCUUUCAGAACACCGGGGUCAACACACAGGCCAAGACGUUUGAUCCUACCACCGGAACCCAGAGCUUGAAGACGCUGAUGGCCCAAGGCGGAGGGACUGGGGCUGCUACCAACGCCAACGCAGGGACUGGUAGUACCGCGGCAACCAAGGGCACUGGAGCUGGCACCAAUGCCAACGCAGGGACUGGCAGUACCGCGGCAACCAAGGGCACUGGCACAGCUAAAGGGAGCGGGAGUGCUACGGGCAAUGCUGCAGCCAAAGGAAGUGCUGCCGCUAGCACAGGAAACGCCGCCGCCAAGGGCAGCACCGCCGCUACAGGAAAUUCUGGUGGUGCCGCCAAAGGUAGCACCGCCGCCGCAGGAAACUCUGCUGGUGCCGCUACAGGUAGCACAGCUGCCACCGGAAAGGGCACAGGAAAAGGAAGUACCGCGGCCACAGGCAACGCCACACAGAAGGGCGGCGCCGCAGCGAAAGGCGCAGGCGCAAACGCAGGCACGAACGCAGGCACAGGCAACACCGCAGCAGCCAACUCCAAUACCAAAGGCGCCGGCGGUGCCACUGCUGCGACAGGCAAUGCCGGUACGAAGGGAACUGCUGCUGCUGCUGGUAAAGGGAAGACAAAUGGGGCGGGAGCAGGUGGCAACACCAAUACCGCGGCUGAUGACGAGGAAGAGGAUAACUAG
Messenger RNA from Diaporthe amygdali, 1206 nucleotides. Its product is annotated as ppe family protein. Lineage: Eukaryota; Fungi; Ascomycota; Sordariomycetes; Diaporthales; Diaporthaceae. The record is from RefSeq and is a predicted model, not a curated record. The coding region runs from base 1 to 1206 and encodes 401 amino acids. The transcript has 3 exons.